This is a messenger RNA of Nicotiana tabacum (common tobacco), 1587 nucleotides long. RefSeq lists its product as uncharacterized. The record is from RefSeq and is a predicted model, not a curated record. Lineage: Eukaryota; Viridiplantae; Streptophyta; Magnoliopsida; Solanales; Solanaceae.
AUAUGGCAAGUCAAAAGUAUUUUGUACAGAGCUAACUUGAAAAGAAUGGCGGAGACUUGCCGAAAGGAAGGUCAUGGCGUAGGGGGAGGAGUAAGGCGUGGGGUUUUAGUCUGGUGAAUUUCCACGGAAUGAGUGUGACGUUGAAGCACGCCAUUUUGACUAGGUAACGCUAAGAAAAAGUAAACGAAUGAAAUGUGAGAGACGAAGACGAGCCUGAAGAAUUUUCAUAACUCAUUGACGCGGUCAUUAAUUAAUUCCUCUUUUAGUCCGUCAGCUCUUUUGCUUGUCUUUGUCUCCUUUCUCUUUGAAACUUCCUCAUCUUCUUUAAUUAUUGAUAUAUUUUUUCCCCUUUUCACUUCUCAAAAUUUAUGAGUUCUUCUGCUUUUUUUCGGUUCGGAGGCCCAAAUCCAGAGGGUCCAUCAUCCACUUGAUCUGGAGUUUUUUUAAUAUAAAAGUGCUGCAGUGUGGAGUUAAAAUGGUGUUCUGGAGAUUGGUUGUUUCAUUGAUUAUGCUGAUUUCAAUUUCUUUGGAGCAAUCCAAUGCACGUUCUGUACACUCCUUCGAACAUUUAGCUCAGCCUCCAGAUUCCCGAUCGAAAUUAAAUAAUCAGGUAGCCCCAUCACCAAGCUUUGUCGCUGCAGUUAACGCGAAUUCAGGUACUAAUCAAGCCCCUGUAGGCCAACCAACGGCGGCUUUUGUUAGUCGUAAUUGUGACGGGGCGUCUAAUAAGUGUACGGAUGAUCAUAUCAGUAUGACUGCCUGCUUUUUUCCUGCCAAGAAAGGACAUGAGGAAUCAUUUCUGCUCGUCCACAACAACGGUGAGAACCCUUUGAUGCUGAAGGUCAAUGUUUCACCUGCAAACAAAACUUAUGAAAAUAUUCAGAUACCAAGACAUGAUGUCAAGCAGAUCAAUAUCUCGUCCACAAUUGGAGCGAAUUCAUCAACAAUUAUGCUAGAUGCUGGGACUGGGAAUUGUACGAUUGAGAUUGGACGUUCAGUAUGGCAAGGCUACUUUAACUUGCCAUAUUCUUAUACCACUUAUGUGACCCCUAUGAAUGGGGCAUACUUACUAGGUGUGACAGCUCUUCUAAUCGGAGGAAUAUUCAUCUGCUGCAAGUUAAGAAAACAAGAUCGACAUCUUGAUGGUGUUGCAUAUCAGGAACUUGAAAUGGGAAAACCAGAACUUCAAUCUUCCAUCAAGUUGGAAACUAACGCUGAAGGGUGGAAUGAGAGUUGGGACGACGAUUGGGAUGAAGAGGAAGCAGUGAAGUCACCUGGUGGAAAAACCAUAAGCAGAAAACUAGCAAAUGGUUUUGAUGAUUUGGAUAAGAGUUAAUAUAAAGACACAGAUUUUGUUCCAUUUUCUUGAAAAUAGUUCAUAGGAAAAAAAAAAUAGAAUGGUGAGAAGUGGAUGCAGUAGAUGUUAAACAGGAAUAGGAAACUGCUAAAGAGUUUCAAUUUUAAUCAUUUUGAGUUGUGGUCUGACCACUUAAGUUCUCUAUAGAGCUGGUUUAAUGUAAUUUUUCGGUUCAUGUAAAACUACAUUCAGAUCUCUCUAUAAUAGUCAAAUUUUAUAACAGCACUUUA